Myodes glareolus (Bank vole) is the source of this 9618-nucleotide messenger RNA. It is a transcript of the gene Ppp1r12b, whose product is annotated as protein phosphatase 1 regulatory subunit 12B. Gene Ontology annotation, cellular component: cytoplasm; A band; Z disc. Gene Ontology annotation, biological process: signal transduction. Gene Ontology annotation, molecular function: protein kinase binding; enzyme inhibitor activity; phosphatase regulator activity. The record is from RefSeq and is a predicted model, not a curated record. NCBI's taxonomy places the organism in Eukaryota, Metazoa, Chordata, Mammalia, Rodentia, Cricetidae.
GUGGGCGGUGCUAGUAGCUGGAGGAGUAAAGAUGGCGGCGCGGGGGCCUCCGCCUUCAUUUCCAGGCUGAAGCCCUCCGAGGGAGGCGGUGGCGGUCACACAAGGCUACCAGCAUUCUGGUGGUGGUAGUUUUGUCAGCAGCUGCCGAGACUCGAGCCAUGGCGGAGCUGGAGCACCUGGGAGGGAAGCGGGCAGAGUCGGCGCGAGCGCGGCGGGCUGAGCAGCUGCGGCGCUGGAGGGGCUCGCUGACAGAGCAGGAGUCCGCGGAGCGACAGGGCUCGGGGCGGCAACUGCAGACAAGACGCGGGAGCCCCAGGGUCCGCUUCGAGGAUGGUGCAGUCUUUCUGGCUGCCUGCUCCAGCGGGGACACGGACGAGGUGAAAAAGCUUCUGGCAAGAGGUGCGGACAUCAACACUGUCAACGUGGACGGUUUGACAGCCUUGCACCAGGCCUGUAUUGAUGAAAAUUUGGACAUGGUGAAGUUUCUGGUGGAGAACAGAGCCAACGUAAACCAGCAAGACAACGAGGGCUGGACACCUCUUCAUGCGGCAGCUUCCUGUGGUUAUCUCAACAUAGCAGAGUAUUUUAUUAGCCAUGGAGCCAGUGUGGGAAUUGUGAACAGCGAGGGUGAAGUUCCUUCUGAUCUUGCAGAAGAGCCAGCCAUGAAAGACCUUCUUCUGGAACAAGUAAAGAAACAAGGCGUUGACCUAGAGCAGUCAAGAAAGGAAGAAGAGCAACAGAUGCUGCAAGACGCCCGCCAGUGGCUCAACAGCGGGAAAAUAGAAGAUGUGAGGCAGGCUCGCUCAGGGGCCACAGCCCUGCAUGUAGCUGCUGCCAAGGGUUACUCUGAAGUUCUCAGACUUUUAAUUCAGGCUGGCUAUGAACUCAAUGUUCAGGAUCACGAUGGCUGGACUCCUCUUCAUGCUGCUGCACACUGGGGAGUGAAAGAGGCUUGUUCCAUCUUGGCAGAAGCACUCUGUGACAUGGAUAUCCGGAACAAACUGGGACAGACACCAUUUGACGUGGCUGAUGAAGGUCUGGUGGAGCACUUGGAGAUGCUUCAGAAGAAGCAGACUGUGCUUCGAAGUGAAAAGGAGACGCGGAAUAAGCUCAUUGAGUCAGACCUGAAUAGAAAGUUUCAGAGUGGACUCUUCAAGAACAAGGAGAAGAUGCUUUAUGAGGAAGAAAGCCCCAAGUCCCAAGAAACAGAGGAAGAAAACAAGGACUCCAGCAGCUCCAGCUCAGAGGAAGAGGAAGGUGAAGAAGAAGAAUCAGAAACUGAGAAGGAGGCAGAUAAGAAGCCAGAAGCCACUGUCAACCAUUCCAACUCUGAAAGCAAGAGUCGUAUCAUGGAGCAGACCCCAACCCCAGCUCAGAACACCUACUCUGCCUCUUCUGCUAGGAGAUUGUCCAGUCUUUUCCACAAGACAGAAGAGCCCAAAGACGAAUCUCCUUCUUCAUGGAGACUGGGACUCAGAAAAACUGGCAGUCACAAUAUGCUGAGUGAAGUGGCCAACUCCAGGGAAGCCUUUAGGGAUCGAGGUUCUUCCAUCUACCGUUCCUCAUCAAGCCCUCGGAUCUCAGCUUUGCUGGAUGACAAAGAUAAGGAAAGAGAAAACAAAAACUAUUUUAGCACGUUGGUACCCCGGAGGCUCAGCAGCACAAGUGACAUUGAAGAAAAGGAGAACAGAGAAUCAGCCGUUAAUCUAGUGAGGAGUGGCUCCCACACCAAGCAGCUGUGGAGGGAUGAAACAAAGGGAAAUGAAAUGCCACAGACAAUUGCUCCUUCCACUUAUGUGUCAACUUAUUUGAAAAGGACUCCUUACAAGUCUCAGGCUGACUCAACAGCAGAGAAAACAACAGAUGGUGUCUCUUCUAGUCCUCUGUGUGUGAUCACCAAUCGCCCCGCACCGAGCACUGCCAAUGGGGUUCCUGCUGCCACAGUGUUCUCCUCCACUGGAACAGACUCCUCUGGGGAAGCCCGGGAGAAGAGGAGGUCUUAUCUGACUCCUGUCCGGGAUGAAGAAGCAGAGUCUUUACGGAAAGCACGCUCCAGACAAGCUCGGCAGACACGCAGGUCUACUCAAGGUGUUACCCUAACAGACCUUCAGGAAGCAGAGAAGACUUUCAGCAGGUCAAGGGCAGAGAGGCAAGCUCAGGAACAGCCCGGUGAAAAGCUUGCAGACCCUGGUGGACUUGAAGGGAACACCAAGAAGCAGGAACCAUCAGCUGCCCCAACAAAGGAAGCUGAGGAAGGCCAGCAGUCUGAGGGCAGGAGUCUGGAGGAAGAGCCUAUCUAUCAUCGCCUAAGGUGUUCAACUCAACCUGACAAACCCACAACACCCGUGUCUCCUUCUGCAUCAAGAACCUUACUCUACACUGGUUCUCAUCUACUACGGCCAGGUAGAACUUCAGACCCUGAUUCUGAGAAUUCAGAAACCACCACAAACCCCACAGCCGCAAAGGAAAUGGACAACAAUGAGAAAGAAGGAGCUGAUUUGGAUGAUCAGUCCUCUAACAGGCUGUCUGUCCGAGAGAGGAGGCGACCUAAGGACCGGCGAAGAGGCACAGGCAUUAACUUCUGGACAAAGGACGAGGAUGAAACAGAUGUCUCUGAAGAGGUCAAAGAAACAUGGCAUGAAAGACUUUCUAGGUUGGAGUCAGGAGGCAGUAAUCCAACCAGCAGUGAUUCUUACAGUGACCGUGCCUCAGCAAGAGCCCGUCGGGAGGCCCGGGAGGCCCGCCUAGCCAGCCUGACCAGCCGGGUAGAAGAGGACACCAGCAGGGAUUAUAAAAAACUCUACGAGAGCGCCCUGACCGAAAACCAAAAACUGAAAACAAAACUUCAGGAGGCCCAGCUCGAGCUAGCCGAGAUAAAGUCCAAGCUUGAGAAGAUGGCCCAGCAGAAGCAAGAGAAGACCUCUGACCGGUCAUCGGUGCUGGAGAUGGAGAAACGGGAGAGACGGGCAUUGGAACGGAAAAUGUCAGAGAUGGAAGAAGAGAUGAAGAACCUUCACCAGCUAAAACAGAUUCAAACCUUGAAGCAGAUGAACGAGCAACUGCAGGCUGAGAACAGGGCCUUGACCCGAGUGGUGGCCAGACUCUCCAAGUCCAUCGAGUCCUCGGACACCCAGGAGCUCUAGCUAUUGCCCUUCCUCUCCACCUCACUUCCCUCCUCUACUACUCCAGGUGUUAACAGAACUGAAAUCCGACAAUCAGAGGCUGAAAGAUGAAAAUGGUGCCCUCAUCAGAGUCAUCAGCAAACUGUCCAAAUAGGCGAGGUCAGAUCUGGGAGGAGGGGACAGCAUUUGCUGCACACCCCUCGUUUCCGGCCAAAAGAAGUGAAUGUUUCUGAAGAAGGGCACCUCCUCUGCACUGCACAUUUUCUCUGCACUCUGUGUCCCACUGCUCCCGCACUUCAGCCCAAGUUUUAUGACAGUUUUAACUGAAGCAUGAUUGUGACUAUUUCAAGCAGUCUGGAGAAAGCUUUGUGGGGUAUACCAAGCUCAGCUGUGAACCCCCACUUUCUGCUGCUUUGUCCACAUUGGUUUUGGUACAGAUAUGUAAGGCUUUGACCCAUAGCCUUUAUACUGACCCACUGUCCUUUGAUAUAGGUGAGUCUUGUGGUGGCCACUCCAGGAUCCUAUCUGGGGUGCCAAGAGAAAGGGCAGAAUGUGGAGUUACUCUCUGGACUGCCUCUGGAGCUGUUGUGUAGAGUUCACGGUGGUUGUGACUCUGGUGUUCACCUCUCAGGGACUGACCUGUUUUUACUUUUCUAUCAAUAACCUAGAACUUCCCUGACUAGUCUUAACCCCAUUUCUCCUUCCACACGGCUUUAGAUGCUCCUGGACUCUCUUGCUCCUUUUCUUUCUGUCCUUUUAUCAUUUCUUCUCCCAGCCUGAUGGCAUAAAAGCUGGAACAGAGCUCCUGACCUUAGUUGUUGGGGCUGCUGUGGAAAAUCAUCGUUCUGUUGCCAUGGUACCGUGACCCCGUCCCUGCACAGCUAGAGGGUGACUUAGGAGUCAGCUUACUGUUCUCCUCUCCCCCUUGCCGCUUACAGAGUGAUUUUCUGGGCUCUUCAAGUCAGACAUAGCAGUAUACACCUACGGUCUCAGCACUCGUGAAGCUGAGGCAGGAGGAUCAGGAAUUUGAGGCCAGUUACAUAGCAAGACCCUCUCAAGGAGAGGGAAAUCUGGAUUCCGAAUGUUGAGUUUGCCUUGCUCCCUUUGGCCUUGUUUACUUUUCCACUUGUGCACCUGCUCCUAAUGAGGAAUGAAGUUGCAAGUCCAGGGAGAGGGUGGGGGAGGCGGGUGGAAGCAGGCUAGAGAGAAAAGGAGAGAGCAUGUAAGGACACUUGGAACGCUGUGCUUGUACUGUGAGAUGAUGGGAACUUCUGGUAGUCGCAUUCAGGGAAGAGGCAUUGCCCUUCUUAGAAGCCGACAGGAGAAAUGACUGCUGGGGUAGAGACUAAAGGGGGCGAUCCAGUCCAUAAUAAGACUCAUGGAUUCUUAAGAGUGGCAAGGCUUGCACAUCAUCUGGCCCAGCUUCCUCGUGUGAUAGGGACCCCUCUGCUGCCAUAGCUUUGCCCUAUGGUUGGCCUUUGGUAGCUAUGCAUUUAGUGCUUAAAGCUUGGGCACCUCUAAUAACCAUCGUUUUUACUAAUAGGAGCUGAGGUCUGCUGCUCCCCGCCUGCCCAGCUCAUUAAGUAUGGAUGGGUGGUGGUCUCCACUUCUGUAGUUCCUGCAGUCCCUCUUCAGAUGUCAUGAUUUUGAUGCCUGUCACAUCUUGACUCCCCUAGAGUCUAAACAAAGGCAGCCCUUUAGAUUAUCGUGUCUCCGUCUCUACAGAGUGGUCCAUAAUUCCAGCGCAUAGUUAAAGUGCGAGUUCUCAUCGAUGAGCCAGUGCUGAUGCGGGUAAUGCUUGAUUUCUGUAGGCAUUUUGUCCUUUGGAUCACAUUAAAGGACAGGUCCUUUAGGGUCUCAUUAUUUUGGUGUUGCCAGUGAUGUGGACCAUUCUAACACUACCUCUGUCAUUCUCUUUCAUGAGGCUGCCACUGUCCUUUUCUGUGACCCUUGCAGGCUUCGUGUGCUCUUAAACAAGCUGUAAUUCAGGGUCUUUGUCACAGACGAGGACCACGCCCACUCUGACACACUUUGAGCAUGUGCAGGGUUCUCUCUGCCAUUUCAGCCCACUCUUCUGAGGAGUCUGUGCUGAGCCACUCUGCUAUGGAGCACUGAGCCCAGGUUUUAGAAGGGACUGAACCACAGUGGGAAGGACCCGUCUUCUGCUAUAGGAAGCGAGAAAUGCCAACAACAUGUCAGCCAACUGGUUCUCCUAGAGUAGCUAGGACAUUGGGAAAGAAGGGGUUGGGAAAAGAAAAUGGGAUGUUAGGAAAACAUUUUGCGCCUCCUCCAUUCAUAGACCAGGUAAAGGUGUAAGUCCAGGGGCAGGUUCUCAAAACUCACAACCUGGCGUUAAUGCCUGCUGCUGUGUGUGGCCUUCCAGGAAGGUUCCUCAUGACAAGCUGUUUAUAAGCUCUUCAGCCUCAGGAAUCCUGGGCUCUGGAGCCAAGAGCUCAUCGUAGCACAGAUGCUCCCAGGUAAUUCCAGGUACUUCCUUUAGGCCACUAAUUUUAUUAGACAGAAAACAUUGUGAAUUGGUCUCUUCAAAAUGAUAUUGACUGAAAGCCUCCAUGAAGGGCAUAGGCCUUCUGAUAGCCAGCUAGACUCUCGGUGCUGGUCUCCUUUCCUUUGUUCUCUCCCGGUGACCGCCAGCCUCACUGGCUGACUUGUUGUGAGUCAUCUCACAGCUGGAGCUUAGUGACCCACUGGAAGCCAGUAGCCAUGCAGGACUCCCCGGUCGCAAGCCUGUCUUCCUGGGAAAUUCAGAUGGGACAAGAAUGUCCUCACUACAGCAUCACACCCUAUGUUCUCAUUCAUCUGACAGCUUUGGGAGUAAUGACAGGACCAGUCCAGAGAUUCUGGGCCUGGAGUUUUCCUGUUUGACUUUCAGGGGCUUCUGAGCCUUUCCAGACAGUACCUGGAAGUUCUGACUGCCAGUUUCAUCCCUGUCUCUAGGGGAAGGUGGGUGGUGCACAUUUAAGGGUGUUGCCUCAAAAGAAUCAGAAGAACAGCUCGAUCUUGGACCCACUCAGUACACUGAGUUCUCAACUGGGCUGGUCUCACUUCCUAGAACCUCCUUGUCUGUCCAGCAGUGGCCAUGUUCUCACCCCUGCUUUCCCUGCUUCUGUCCCAGGCCUCAGUCUUCUAGAUGCAAGCAUUGUUCAGUGAGGUGAAGUACCGGAGUAGUCUGUGGGCCCUACAAAAGAGUAUAUAACCAGAGAUGAGAGGAGGAAGUCUCCAAGCCAUGCCCUUUGCCGGCACUCUGGUUUCUGGCCCCUUCGAGGCCUUUCCUCGAACAUACAGACAACUGUCUCCACCCAGUGUAAAGUACUGACAGUGCUGGCUCUUGCGAGGAGCUGGACCUCGGUGACCAGGAGCCUGGGGAGGAGGAGAUUGCAGAGAGCAUCUGUCAGCCGCUUCCAGACUAUUGUAUGACUUGAAACAGAAGCCUCAUUGGGCAGCUAGGAUGGCUAGUGACUAGCUUCCCCAGCAGGUGAGCUACAGCAUCCGCUGCAGGAGCCCACUGUCUUCCCUCAGGACCACAGGGCUCUAGUCCAUGGUUACACGCCUUUUCAGAGGUGGGCCCCACGCACAUCUCAAUUGCCAUUCUAUUCUGCAAACCCUCAAACAUAGGUCCCUGGACCCAGGAAAUGAGGCAGCUUUGAGGGCAGUAUAAGGUGCUCACAGUUGAGCCACACGGAGUCCAGGACCAACUUAUUUAACUGUAACCCUUGGGCAAGAUAAUUUCUUAAGGCCCCAUGGGGCUUAAAUUUCUGUAAUUUAUUCAUUUCUAGAAGGAUGAGAACAUUUUGACUCUUAGAUUUCUGCUUUUCAAAUUUUCAAGAUCAGUCUUGUUUUCUUCCCAAACUCAAGCUGUUUAAGAUUGGGGUGUCAAGGCUGACCCUUCCUCUUUCCUGGAAAGUGGAGUUACCACUGAAAGCAAUUGAACAGUGUUGUGAUUGUUUUCUUUCUGGUGGUUAGGUAACCUGAAGAGGUGGAGAUGGUAGCUGGUAGAGGGUGGAUAGAGCAGUAUGUCACUAGGAACCCAGCUCCACUUGAGGUUUGCCCAGCCACCUCUCCUAGAUGUGACCAGCACUGCUUCUCAGUACCCAAGCAACAGACUUAACUAGGGAUUCUGUUUGGCACCAGCUAGUUCCCAGUGUUGAACUCUGCCUUGAGCAGCAAGAGCGCUCCACAGCGAAGAGCACAGCCACUACUUCAGCUGAGCUCUGCCUCUGAGCACUAAGCUCUCAGAAGUGCGGCGUUCUGGGGCUGUUCAAGGUGGUCUUUCACAAGGGAAAGAGUUCACAGACCCCACAAACCACAUAGCAUAGAAUGGUACAGUCAGGGCUUGGAUGGAAGGAAAAGGACAAACCCCGGAGGUGGGUGCCUGCAGGUGUGAUGGGUAAAGGUCUUUGGAUGUGGAACAGGAUGGAGACUGCAGACCCUGGGAGAAAGGAAGCCUGAUUUCUGCACCUGGAAGUGCGUCUGUCUCACUGAGUUCUUUCCUCAGUUCCAGCUAAGCCUGAGAGGAGAUUUUAAUCAGUCUUCCUAAUGGGUAUUGACACUGCUCAGAGCAGUGGACUCUGUCAGGGACAACUAUUGAUUGCUUGUGUUCUGAUUAGAUUGGAAAAAUAGAUCAACUUCAUUAUAGCCCAGGAGCUGUCAUUGUCACAGCUACAGAGGAAUGAAGUGGUCUCUGGGGGCCGAGGAAAAACAACUGGACCCCAACAAACCAGAGGGCAUCUGGAAGUUGUCUCCACAUCUCCUCGCAAGCUGUGGUGAAGGUCACAGUUGCAACCCAGUGUCUGGGUGCCUGCUCGCGAGAUGGUGGGGGAGGAAACUUCUAAAGCCCAUGCAUUGAUGCAUGUUCUGGCCUUACCUCAGAAGACUUGUCAGGGUGAGGCUCUCUUCCAGCCUGGGAACACACACACACACGUGACAGGUGAUUCAUUCUGGGAAUACACAGUCACAUUCUCUCUCUCUCUCUCUCUCUCUCUCUCUCUCUCUCUCUCUCUCUCUCUCUAUUUCUCUCUCUCUCUCUUACACACACACAUUUGCCAGGCUGGAGCUUUUUAAAAGAGGUCUGGUGUUUUCUUGAUUAGAAAUGAGAACUCAGAAACCAAUUUAAUCCAAGUGUGUAGCUCUGUCUCUUUUUCUCUUCCCGCACCAGCUUCCCAAAGGACUCCCAUGCAUCUGCUUGUCUCCCAGCUUGGUAAUCUGCCAGAAUGACAUUUUGUUAUUUUUGCCUCUAAAUUUUCCCCUAAUGCUUCCAAUAAAAAUGUACUUGGGUGGCCCUUAAGGUGUCAUCAAGAUGGUAGCGUAGGUCCUUCCAAAUAAGCACACCCCUCCCCCGCCUCCCCUCACACUCCUCAGGCCUUGCUUCUAUACUUGGGCUUGCUGGUGCUUGAGGGACAAGGUUUCCCAUUAAGCAGCCAAGGGUCCUGGAGAAUUUUCAAACGCCAACAGCAUGUCAUUUUCCCCCACCACCCAUAGCCAACCCCUAUUCCACUUUCAAGGCCCCUCAGAGACAAGAUUUGGCGUAUAGGUCUAGACGAUUCCUCGUCGCAGCGCUGUCUGAGACGUUCAUUCCUUCUUUUCCUGGGGAUGUGACUGGUCCCUGCAUAAGGCAGAAAUGUCUCUUCAGCACAGGCUGAGCUAGUCUGUUUGUAUAGAAGUGACAGCCAGCCAGCCAGGAGAGAAGAUCCAGAAAAGGCUGGACCAUAAGGAGUCCUAAGAGCCUCUGACGUGCUCUUGAACCCAGAGCGGAGGUCAGAGCAGGAUCCUGGACAGGGGACACUCGGGCCAGCACCAGUUUGUUUCUCUCCCAAGUGCUGUGUCUGUGCUGUUUCCAACCCUACUCUCCUGAAACCUCAAGCGGAUUCCAGCUCACCCUAGGAUGGGAGUCUAGUACAGAGUAGCUGCAGGGAAAGGCAGAGAGGUGGGUCCAGGAGAGCAUCCAUCCGACAUGCUCACCUUGCCGGUCUCCUGCCUUGAGCCCUUGGAUUUCCCUGAAGAGGGGAGUAAUGUGCCACAACUGCGCCCUCUGCAGCGAGGUGUGGCCUACUCUGAGGCAGUGUAGUCUGGUUUUGGCAUCACCGUUUUUCUCUGUUCGUGUUUCCUUCGCCCUGGUCUUGAUCACCACUUGAACGCUAGCAUUUUGCGUUUCCUCUCUCCACCCUUCACCCACACUUAUGCACCAGAUGGAGCUGUUCUCCAGCUGAGUUGUGUAGAUGAACUUCAGUCAACUGUAAAGACACCUGGAGGAGGCUCCUGAGUGAGGGGAAGCCAGACUGGCUUUGUGAACUGAAUGUAUUUUUAUGCAACUUUGAGUGGCCUUUCAACCCUGAGAUGGAUGGAUUUGCUUUACUGGUUGUUAUUAUAUGGUAUUAAGUGUUCUGUGUUUGAAAGUUUGGGAAUAAUAUUCACAUCUGUAUGAUGCCUGUAAACACAACAGUAUUUAUAAAUGAACAAAUAAAACUGUGUUUUAACUUUG